Messenger RNA from Egretta garzetta (little egret), 2449 nucleotides. RefSeq names its product acyl-CoA dehydrogenase short chain (gene ACADS). The record is from RefSeq and is a predicted model, not a curated record. Lineage: Eukaryota; Metazoa; Chordata; Aves; Pelecaniformes; Ardeidae. The transcript is spliced from 9 exons. The coding region runs from base 130 to 1251 and encodes 373 amino acids. Gene Ontology annotation, molecular function: flavin adenine dinucleotide binding. Gene Ontology annotation, biological process: fatty acid beta-oxidation using acyl-CoA dehydrogenase; butyrate catabolic process. Gene Ontology annotation, cellular component: mitochondrion.
GGGCCGGGACCUCCUGUGAAGGGAAACAACGGCGCUUAAUUCCUUUCUUGCCUUUCAGCACUGGCCUUCGGGUGCCUCCGCCGACUGCACACUGUGUACCAGUCAGCAGAGCUGCCAGAAACCUACCAGAUGCUGCGUCAGACGUGCCGGGACUUUGCAGAAAAGGAGUUGAUGCCCCUGGCAGCUCAGCUGGAUAAGGAGCACCGCUUCCCGGCCGAGCAGGUGAAGAAGAUGGGUGGCUUAGGGCUGCUGGCUAUGGAUGUGCCGGAGGAGUACAAAGGAGCAGGCCUCGACUACCUGGCCUAUUCCAUUGCCGUGGAGGAGAUCAGCAGGGGCUGUGCGUCCACAGGUGUAAUUGUCAGCGUGAAUAAUUCUCUGUAUUUAGGGCCAAUACUCAAGUUUGGCUCUGAAGAACAGAAGCACAAGUGGAUUGCUCCCUUCACCAGCGGAGAGAAAAUCGGAUGUUUUGCCCUUAGUGAACCAGGAAAUGGCAGUGACGCUGGUGCGGCAUCCACGGUGGCACGCCUGGAUGGUGACGAGUGGGUUCUGAAUGGCACCAAGGCCUGGAUCACCAAUGCCUGGGACGCCUCGGCCACUGUGGUGUUUGCUACUACAGAUAAAUCCCUGAAGCACAAGGGCAUUAGUGCGUUCCUGGUUCCCAUGCCAACUGCUGGGCUGUCACUGGGGAAGAAAGAAGACAAGCUGGGAAUCCGAGCCUCUUCCACUGCCAACCUGAUAUUUGAGGACUGUCGGAUACCCAAGGCCAACCUACUGGGGCAGCUGGGAAUGGGCUUCAAAAUUGCCAUGCAAACGCUGGAUGCAGGAAGGAUUGGUAUCGCCUCACAGGCUCUUGGAAUAGCGCAGGCAGCUCUGGACUGUGCUGUGGAUUAUGCUGAAAAGAGAAUGGCCUUUGGGUCACCCAUCACAAAGCUACAGGCAGUGCAGUUUAAGCUAGCAGAUAUGGCUGUGGCCUUGGAGGGUGCGCGCUUGCUGACCUGGAGAGCUGCUAUGCUGAAAGACAAUGGGAAGCCCUUCACAAAGGAAGCAGCGAUGGCCAAGCUGGCUGCAUCAGAAGCUGCAACAGCCAUUGCUCAUCAGGCCAUCCAGAUCUUGGGGGGGAUGGGCUACGUGACAGAGAUGCCAGCAGAACGCCAUUACCGCGAUGCUCGUAUCACCGAGAUCUAUGAGGGGACCAGUGAGAUCCAAAGACUGGUGAUAGCAGGUCAACUGCUCAAGGCCUACCGUAGCUGAAGAAGCCAAGUAGAGAAAGACACUGCCCCAAAGUGCCUUGUAAUGGCGCACAACAGGGAUCAAGCCAUGGCCCUCUUGAACAUGGCUAAUGAUGGAAGUUUUCCUCACCAAUGAGUAACUGACCCUCUUGUUAAAAAUGUGCUGAUUCUUCUUUGGACAAAGUAUGGUGGACAGAAGGCCAUACCUAGCUUUGCAAGCGAUGGCUGUGAGUGCAGGACGGAGGAGGCAACCUGUCCUUGGAGGGGAGCGUAGGUCCUUUUCCUAAACCUGGAGCCUUGUUUUGGUUUGGUAGUGGUAAAAUGACUUUGCUGUUUAGUGAGGUCAGCAGCUCUCCUUGUGCGCUUCCCGGCCACUGCCUGUGCAAGGAUUUGUCACUAUGUGGUACUCGAUAACCAGUGCCAAAGUUAGAGGCACUGAGAGAGGCAACCCCUGCGUCCUGUUCCAGGCUGGGGGUUACAUUGCCUCUUCUGAUCAGACUUUGAUGAAUUUCAGGUGUGGGACGUGGCUAUGCAUGAGCUCCUAACUGGAUGCAGGCUGUGCUGAGGUAAUCCUUGCAGCAGUGCACUUCUCCCCACUGUCGGCAGGAGAGGAGCCAGAUGGGAGGACUCAGGUACUACCUACACACAAAGGGCUCCUGGCACAGCCUGUGGUUGCUGUCUGUGACGAUGUAAAAACAAAGGUCAGAAAAAACCCCUUGAUCUUGCCCAGCAGAGCCCAGCAGGUGUGGGUGUAAAAGCAGAGGAGAGAAAAGCUGCAAUGCCCGAGACCGAUUAAAAAAAAACAAACAACCAACACACAACAAAAAAACCCCCUCUGCUCCCAGAGCUGCUUUUACGAUACCAACAACUACCCAACAGGAAAGUGCCUGAAGUGGCAGAAACAGUCUUUAAUCUCUACAUGUUGGGCAACAACAAGGAAAUGCAGAGAUGACAUAGAAAAACCUUACCAGUAGCACAUCUCCUCAAUCAGUUACCUUUGGCAAGAAAUUAACUUCUAGGAGAUUCAACAGAAAAAAGAAAAGCUCUAAAUCUGGAAAAGAUGCAGAGGAUUAAGACUGCAGCCUGUCUGGGCCGCCCCCUUGUCCAAACAACAAGUAAAUGGUUAUUUUCCUGUGGUGCCAUUUAUCUAGGUUUGUGUGGAGAGAACCAGGAGGAUUCUAUUACGCAUAAGAAAGCAGAGAAGACAAAUAAAACCUGAU